GGCUAGCUAACAAUAGGCCGGGAGAAGCGGCUCGGCUUGGCUUAGGGGAGCAGCACGAAGCAACCCCAGGGUGGCGUUACUUCAGUGGCCACUUCAGACUGUGUGGCCCUUCUUGGAUAGAUACCCCGUUCCUAUUCUACUCUCCGGGGAUUUUAACCAACUAGCAGACGAAAGGCGUUCGUGCAACCAAUAGAAAAUGUGUGACAACGGGGAGGUGGAGGACAAGCCGCCGGCCCCGCCCAUGAGGAACACCAGCACCAUGAUUGGCUCGUGCAGCAAAGACCCCGCCCCCGUCAAUCAUGCCUCCAAACCCCUGCCCCCCAACCCUGAGGACAAGAAGAAGAAAGACCGAUCCAUUCGAUUCAUCCUGACGGGUGGCGGUGACAAGACGUACAAAAAGAAAGAGCGACCUGAGAUUUCUUUGCCGUCUGAUUUCGAGCACACUAUCCAUGUCGGAUUUGACGCAGUCACCGGAGAGUUUACUGGCAUGCCCGAGCAGUGGGCCCGCCUCCUGCAGACGUCCAACAUCACCAAACUGGAGCAAAAGAAGAACCCUCAGGCAGUGCUGGACGUUCUCAAGUUCUAUGACUCCAAAGAGACCAGCAACAGCCAGAAAUACAUGAGCUUCACAGACAAAAGUGCAGAUGUCUUCGCAUCGUCCACUGCGAUGAUCUCCAAGAGCGUCUCGGAGACACCCGCCAUCGCCACCCUGUCAGAGGAUGAAGAUGAGGACGAAGCCGAGCCGCCGCCCGUCAUUGCCCCACGGCCAGAACACACCAAAUCGAUUUACACCCGCUCUGUGAUCGAGCCCCUGCCGCCUCCUCCAACCAAAGAUGCGGCCACCUCCCCUAUUGUGGUGCCAACCUCCUCCGCGACGUCUACCACGGCCAUCACCCCACCCGGCGCCACGGAGGGCGCCCCUCCCGGUAGCCCUCCAGGGGCCACCCCUGCACCCGGGCCCUCCCUACCCCGCCCUCAGGACAAAGGACGUAAGAAGAAGAUGUCAGACGAGGAGAUCCUGGAGAAGCUCAGGACCAUUGUGAGUGUCGGAGACCCCAAGAAAAAAUACACUCGCUUUGAGAAGAUUGGACAGGGCGCAUCCGGGACGGUUUAUACGGCCAUCGACGUCGCCACCGGACAAGAGGUGGCCAUCAAGCAGAUGAACCUGCAACAGCAGCCCAAGAAAGAACUCAUCAUCAACGAGAUCCUGGUCAUGAGGGAAAACAAGAACCCCAAUAUCGUCAACUACCUGGACAGUUACCUGGUGGGUGACGAGCUGUGGGUGGUGAUGGAGUACCUGGCCGGCGGCUCCUUGACAGAUGUCGUCACGGAAACCUGCAUGGACGAAGCGCAGAUAGCGGCCGUGUGUAGAGAGUGUCUGCAAGCUCUGGAGUUCCUCCAUUCCAACCAAGUCAUCCACAGAGACAUCAAGAGUGACAACAUCUUGCUCGGAAUGGACGGAUCCGUCAAGCUCACCGACUUUGGCUUCUGUGCUCAGAUCACUCCGGAGCAGAGCAAACGGAGCACCAUGGUGGGUACGCCCUACUGGAUGGCUCCGGAAGUGGUGACCCGCAAAGCUUACGGCCCCAAAGUGGACAUCUGGUCCCUUGGCAUUAUGGCCAUCGAGAUGGUGGAGGGUGAGCCCCCCUACCUCAAUGAAAACCCGCUCAGGGCACUCUAUCUGAUCGCCACCAACGGUACACCGGAGCUACAGAACCCAGAGAAACUCUCAGUCACCUUCAGGGAUUUCCUGAAUCGAUGUUUGGAGAUGGACGUGGAGAAGAGAGGCUCAGCCAAGGAAUUGCUGCAGCACCAAUUCCUGAAGAUGGCAAAACCUCUCUCCAGCCUGACUCCGCUCAUCGUGGCCGCUAAGGAAGCGGCCAAGAACAACCGCUAGCUUGCGCCUGCAAACGUUCCUCUUCCUUUUCCUCUUCUUCCUCGACUCUGGACUCUUGUGGUGCGGGUGAGGAAGUGGGGGUUGGGGAACCAAACCAAUGAUGUCAUUGCUCCGAUCAAUGAUGUCAUCAGCAGAGAGGACUCAAUUCAUUGUUUUCUGUGUGUGUGUGUGUGUGUGUGUGUGUGUGUGUGUGUGUGUGUGUGUGUGUGUGUGU
Hippocampus comes (tiger tail seahorse) is the source of this 2111-nucleotide messenger RNA. RefSeq names its product p21 protein (Cdc42/Rac)-activated kinase 1 (gene pak1). Gene Ontology annotation, biological process: protein phosphorylation. Bases 197 to 1897 code for a protein of 566 amino acids. Gene Ontology annotation, molecular function: ATP binding; protein serine/threonine kinase activity. Lineage: Eukaryota; Metazoa; Chordata; Actinopteri; Syngnathiformes; Syngnathidae. The transcript has 16 exons. The record is from RefSeq and is a predicted model, not a curated record.